UACUUCCCCUUCUUCCUCCUCCCACUGAGCUCUCUCCCAUUUCUCACUUCACUCCCUUUCAGUCUCUCUCUCUCUCUCUCUCUCUCUCUCUCUCUCUCUCUCUCUCUUCCCCCUCUGUAUCUGUGCUUGGUGCUCGCGAAGCUCCCAUUGCAGAUCCAGGAAUCCUCCCUCACCAAAGCGGAUCUCACGAUUGGAUUGGCAGGAAGUCAGAUAGAAUUGGUUUUUUGGAUUGAUGGAAUGAGUUAUGAACUUGAGUCAGAUACCGAGGCUUAAGCAUCAGCGUGACUCUUCGAUGUUUGUUUCAUCCUCUUGAGAGUUGGGAAAGGGGGAGCAGGGAAUGGAGGAAAUACAGUCCCAAUCGGAUAAUUAUAGGUCCUCAUCGUCUUCGGCAAGCAGUCCAGCAAGCAGGGUUCCUUCAAGCAACUUCUUUUACUUACGUAAACCUGGUUCUCUUAGACAACCUAUCUCGUUCGAGGAUUCACCCGAAUGGGAGGAUACAGAUGUUGACAUAAGAGUGGAUGAUGGCGGUGAUUCGAUUCAUAUGGCAACCACUCCAGCUUCUCCAUCCCUAUCGAAGCUUCAUAGUGGGUCUCUGCCUUCACCACCACUGCCUGAGGGGGCUGCCGUUGCAAGAAAAAUCGCAGGAGCAUCCCUCGUGUGGAAGGAUUUGACCGUUACUAUAAAGGGUAAAAGGAAGUAUUCUGACAAGGUGGUGAAGAGUUCAAAUGGGUAUGCCUUGCCUGGGACAAUCACAGUAAUUAUGGGUCCAGCUAAAUCGGGGAAGUCAACAUUACUGAGGGCUAUUGCAGGAAGGUUGCCUGAUUCAGCGAGAAUGUAUGGUGAAGUUUUUGUCAAUGGGGCAAAGUCUCACAUGCCUUAUGGUUCUUAUGGCUUUGUUGAAAGAGAGACCACACUAAUCGGGUCUCUUACUGUCCGAGAGUUCUUAUACUACUCAGCACUCCUUCAGCUCCCAGGUUUCUUUUGUCAGAAAAAGAGCAUUGUAGAGGAUGCAAUCCAUGCUAUGUCUUUGACCGAUUAUGCGAAUAAACUGAUUGGCGGCCACUGUUAUAUGAAGGGUCUUCCCAGAGGUGAGAGAAGACGGGUCAGCAUCGCAAGGGAGCUCGUGAUGAGGCCACAUAUCUUAUUCAUAGAUGAACCUCUUUAUCAUCUAGACAGUGUCUCUGCUCUUCUGAUGAUGGUUACUCUGAAGAAACUUGCCAGCACCGGCUGCACCCUCAUAUUUACAAUUUAUCAGAGCAGCACUGAAGUAUUUGGCCUUUUCGACCGGAUUUGUCUUCUUUCAAAUGGAAACAUGCUAUUUUUUGGAGAAACGUUGGCUUGCUUGCAGCACUUUUCCAAUGCGGGAUUUCCGUGCCCAAUAAUGCAAAGUCCUUCGGAUCACUUUUUGCGUGCGAUCAACACAGACUUCGACAGAAUCAUUGCUAUGUGCAAAAAUUGGCAGGAUGACCAUGGCGAUCUUUCAUCGGUGAAUAUGGACACUGCUGUUGCAAUACGCACACUUGAAGCAACAUAUAAAUCAUCAGCCGAUGCUGCUGCAGUCGAGACAAUGAUUUUAAGACUCACUGAAAGGGAAGGUCCACUUCUUAAAAGCAAGGGAAAGGCUAGCUGUGCUACAAAAGUUGCAGUAUUGACUUGGAGAUCACUUCUUGUCAUGUCGAGGGAGUGGAAAUACUAUUGGCUACGAUUGAUUCUCUGCAUGCUCCUUAGUCUCUGUGUUGGCACUGUUUUCUCUGGAUUGGGGCAUUCAUUGUCAUCCGUUGUGACAAGAGUUGCAGCCGUAUUUGUCUUUGUAUCAUUCUCAUCGCUUCUUGGUAUUGCUGGAGUUCCUGCGCUUAUGAGAGAAGUCAAGAUAUAUGCAAGUGAAGAAUCAAACCAACAUUCGGGAGCAUUGGUCUUCCUACUUGGGCAGCUCCUCUCAAGCAUCCCGUUCCUGUUUCUCAUCUCCAUUUCAUCAAGCCUCGUCUUUUACUUCCUUGUGGGCCUCCGCGACGAAUUUAGUCUGCUGAUGUACUUUGUGCUGAACUUCUUUAUGUGCCUUCUCGUCAAUGAAGGGCUUAUGCUUGUAAUCACUUCCAUCUGCCGCAACCUUUUCUGGAGCAUCCUGUCAUUGGUGUCAAUCCAUGUGGUGAUGAUGCUUUCAGCAGGCUACUUCAGAAUUCGGAAUGCUUUGCCGCGACCGUUGUGGACAUAUCCAGUAUCGUAUAUUGCUUUCCACACUUAUUCGAUCAAGGGGCUUCUUGAAAACGAGUAUCUUGGGACUUCUUACGCAGUUGGGCAGGUGAGGACGAUCUCAGGGUAUCAGGCACUCCAAAACUCAUACGACAUCUCGGCUAAUGCAAAUUCCAAGUGGGAGAACCUCCUAGCACUUUUCCUUAUGGCAGUGGCCUAUCGAGUUCUCUCCUUCUUUCUUUUGCUUUGCUGCGUCGGGAAGAAUCCUUCGCUCCGUAGAUUUUUCCGGUGUAGAAAAGAGACGGGCAACUAAAGGUGAUUCUUCCCUUGUCACAGCUAUGUUCGGCUGUUCAGGAUAUCACAUGUUCUGCUGCAGCUCUGAUUUCUGCUAGUUCAAACAUAUUGUAUAUCAAUGCCUAAACAUUUUCGGGAACUCGAGGUUUUCGUAUUUUCAUGCUUAACAAUGAAAGAUCCUCUACAAGAAAUGGCAGGGAGAGGUUGAGAGCUAUUUUGCGGUUGCAUGACAUGUAUAGGACCAUACGAGGUUGGAGUAAAAUCUCUGAAUAGGGGGGUUUCACAUUGAUAUUUCAUCUUCUGUUUUUUUUGUCGGUAA
Molecule: messenger RNA, 2803 nt
Organism: Punica granatum (pomegranate)
Lineage: Eukaryota; Viridiplantae; Streptophyta; Magnoliopsida; Myrtales; Lythraceae
Source: RefSeq, a predicted model, not a curated record